AUGGAAUCCCCGAUUAACCCUGCCGUGUGGAAGUUCCUCUUCCACGGCACUGUAGCGACCCUCUCCGCCGCGUCUCUGUUCUCGCUGUACCACCAGCGCUACGACGUCGCCUCAUCCCUCAACGCGUUAUUCAAGAACCUCCGCGCGGCCAAGACAAACGAGGAAAACGCCACCGCCAUCGAGGCGAUUCUCGUGAAGCUAAAGGAGGAGGCGGCACAGAAGAAGGACGUGCUGCGCCUCUCGGCGCUGCGCCACGGUGGCGAGCUGGUGCGCCUCGCCGCGCUUAGCAAGGACGGCGCCAACGCGGACACCGUGAGCGCGGCUCUCAAGGCGGUGGUGCGCGUAUUCAGCACCGGCGGCUGCCGCAAACUGCAGAUGCUGGGUGGCUACCGCACAUUACUCACAACACUGAGCGAGGCCCACCGGCAGGGCAGGCAGGAGCUCAUGGAGGAGACGGCGCACGCGCUUUUCGUCCUCACGCAGGUGGACGACGCGGAGGUGGUGCUCGAGACGGACGUGCCGCCGGGCGCGGAGGGAGCCUAUGCGCUCGCUGGCAUGCCGGCGACGGUGAAGAUGCUGCGCGUGCUUGACCCGCAGAGCCCCGUUCUGUUCCUCAACGCCCUCACCGGCAUCUUUGCGAACGUGUGCACGCUGCGUGUCGGCGCGCUGGCGGUAGGGCGCGGCAUCGAGGGGCGCGGCGGCAUGUCGUACUUCCUGUGCCUGCUGGAGCACGGCAACCAGGGUGUGGUCGAGCACUGCGCCCUCGCCAUCCGCUACCUUGCGCGGGCCGGGCUUGGCCACGAGGAACUCGCCGAGGAGGCCAAUUUGCAGCGCCUCGCUGAGAACUUCAGCGUGAACGGCGAUCCGCGCAUCACGAACUCCAUCCUCACUGUUGUCUUAAUCAUGUUCGACAGCAAGCACGGUGAGAAAUUCUUUACGAACCUGGCGGAGAAGACAGACAUCAUCCCUAGCAUGUUUGAAAUUUGGUGCCGAGCCUCGGAGAAAACACUGCGUGACCGCUCGGAGGUGUUGGUGCAGCUCCUCGCCCGCGUGCCGCAGUGCACUGCCGCGGUACAGCGGUACCUUGAGCGUUACCGUUCCCAGAUUGCUGAGCGCCGCGCGAAGGAUGAGGAGGCGCGACGCAAGCAGAUGCAGCAGAUGCGACAAAACCAAAUGAUGCAGCAAAUGAUGAUGGAGAACAUGGGCAUGGGAGGCGGCAUGGACCUUUCGGCCCUGAUGGGUGAAUAG
Trypanosoma grayi is the source of this 1248-nucleotide messenger RNA. RefSeq lists its product as hypothetical. The record is from RefSeq and is a predicted model, not a curated record. NCBI's taxonomy places the organism in Eukaryota, Euglenozoa, Kinetoplastea, Trypanosomatida, Trypanosomatidae. Bases 1 to 1248 code for a protein of 415 amino acids. The transcript has a single exon.